CGGCAGACGAAAUGCAACUCGAAGAAUUAAUCAAACACGAUAAUGGGAACAUGGACUAUGUCGAACUUAUUCUGUUCCAUCGAAUAUUCGGCUUUUACAUAUUAAUGUUAACAUUGUUCAGAGGGACGAUCCGGCAAUUCUCUUCAAGACGAUAUGGACACUCAUAA
Paraglomus brasilianum is the source of this 167-nucleotide messenger RNA. Lineage: Eukaryota; Fungi; Glomeromycota; Glomeromycetes; Paraglomerales; Paraglomeraceae. The record is from the annotation of a GenBank genome assembly.